AUGGAAUUACUGACUCACAGAGAGGAUGUGGAUGGAAUAAUGUAUGAAUGGAGCUACCAUAUGAAGGUUGGUGGCAUAAGGACAUCUGGACCUGCGAGUGAUGGUUUAGCACAUUCUGGAUCAAAAAGAUUCUGUCACUCCUGUAUUGUUACAAGUUUAAGGAAUAAUACAUGGACAUGUCCUUAUUGCCGGGCUUAUCUUCCUUCGGAAGGAAUUCCAGCUACUGAUAUUGCCAAGAAGAUGAAAAGUCUAUACUAAAACUGCACAGAGUGUGACACACAGGUAUGUCUGAGUAAAAUGAGAGUUCAUUUAAGGACUUGUCAGCAAUAUAUAGAAAAAUAUGGACCUCUACAAGAGCUUGGAGACACAGUAACAAGAUAUGCCUGUCCAUUUUGCCAGUGUGAGUUGCAUGAAGAUGAUCUAAUGGACCAUUGUCUCACUUAUCAUAGAACAGAAAGGAGAGCAGUGUACUGUCCAAUUUGUCAUUUAAUACCUGGUGGCGAUCCAAGCUGUUUUAGCAGGAAUUUUAUAAGGCAUCUUCAACUCAGACACACAUUCUACCAUUUACUACAUAGAUAUAAACAUAGUAGAAGAAGUCCUUACUGAAAACGUUCUACACCAGUCAUUUUUAGAAUAUGUGCAAGUGAAUCAUCCAAACAGCACAUAAUUCUACUGAAAAGAGUGAGAUAGAUGUUCAACAGAUUACAUUGUUCAUUCAAAUUCAGUUUUUACAGUUACCGGGACAUUGUCAGAUUUUAGACCUAAACAGGUUGACUUAAAAAAUAGUUUUGUUUUUAAAUUAAAUUCCAACUCCAUCACAGAAACUGUAAAAGAUCACACUGACAUAUUGCUGGUUUUGAACACCUAAAAUGCAAUAGUCACUGUCUGCCUGUACUACCUUAUUCCUCACUGACAAACACCUUUACCUUUAUACAAAGGAAAAGCAAUGACUGGAGCAGAGAGCAGCUUGUGAUUGCCCAUUCCAUGAGCAAGACAGAGUCUCCAUGAUACUCCUGAUGAUGUUGCAAUGCUUGGGACAGACAGCAAACAAGGCACAGCCUUUUCUGGGUUCUGUAGCCUAUCA
Mauremys reevesii (Reeves's turtle) is the source of this 1084-nucleotide messenger RNA. It is a transcript of the gene RNF125, whose product is annotated as ring finger protein 125. The record is from RefSeq and is a predicted model, not a curated record. Gene Ontology annotation, molecular function: ubiquitin protein ligase activity. The transcript is spliced from 7 exons. NCBI's taxonomy places the organism in Eukaryota, Metazoa, Chordata, Testudines, Geoemydidae. Gene Ontology annotation, biological process: protein polyubiquitination; ubiquitin-dependent protein catabolic process.